AUCCAGUUCAAUGAUCCUGUGAUGCGACUAACAUAACACAACCCCGCCCAUCACUCUCAAGCCCACCGUGUGGGUGACCACAAACGGCGAAUCCCAAUCUAGAUCUUUCCCCGACCGACCGGAUAAGCCAGACACAGCUUGGUGACGUUAAUCCGUCCGAUUCGACCCUUGCUGUCUGUCGCUUAUCAAUUGCCGUCCAUACUAUCACCGCUACAAACUUAUCAACCUAAACAAAAAGCAGUAUAUCAGCCAUGACCCCUGCAAGAGGGCGUGGUCCAAGCCAAAGGAGUCCUCAUGUCCUGGUGACCGACUCCCGAGACCAACAAACCACUCAACCCCGUCGUCGCCGCUCCCCCGCAACCCGUUUCAUCACUGUCGACAAUGUCCUCCAAUACACCUCCGACGUCCCCUCCAUGCAGCAGCGCCAUCCACCCCAAGGCGGCGUUCGGGCGCGGCCGCGCUCCCGUCUCGCUUCCGCCGCGGGCGGCUUAAUCGGUGCUGGCGGAGCGGGCUCCUCCACCGGAGGAAGCAGUGCGGUCAGCACAGCAGCGAGCAUGAAGCGACUUGCAGCGCAGCCGCGACUGCCCCCUCGUACAACCAAAGUCAGUGAGAAGCUGGUGCUUCUGCCGGAGGCCGGGGACGAAUUGCGCGAGGAAGAAGAGGAAGGAGAAGAGGAGGAUGAGGAGACGGUGGACGAGGAGUUCGUGCAGAAGAUCGCGAAGGAUAAGAAUCUUGACCCGGAUUCGGUGAGGCAGACAUUACUGGCGCAGAAGAAGCUCGAUGGGGAUUUCGGCGUCGAUAAUGAGAUCGCGCCGUUGUUGGCGGAGGAGGAGUUGAUGAAGAGGAGGAAGGUCGCUCCGGAGAAGGCGAAGAGUUAUGCGGAGAGGUUGCCGAAGGCCCGGCGUGCGGAGAAGUUGGCCAGAGUGACGGCGUAUUGUACGGCGCAAGCUUAUAAGAUGAGCUCGUUGGCAUCGUUUGUGAAGGAGAGGCAUGGCGGAAAGACGAAGCUCUAUGAUGAUUGUCUGUAUACAGCGUAUCAUUUGCCGUUGUUGCCUGGGCAUGAAGGGUAUAGGUUGAGGAGUAGUCCGGUGUUGAAGAAGCCGGGUGGCAAGUCGCUGCUUGAUGAGGAGAUUGAGCGGAAUGAGCUGCGAGAUCAUCAUGAGGAUUAUAUGCCGGAGGCAGAGGAGCAUUCGGUGUUUGGGGGGCGUCAUGAGCAUGGUCCGCACCCGCAUGAAUCGCAUCAAGCUGGUGAAGAGGAUCAUGCUGGUUCUGGCUCGAGGGAACAGUUUGGUCAAGGUACGGGCCAAAGCCAGCCGGGUCCGACUGCUGGCUCAACGGCGUCGUCGAGGCUAUCAUAUAAUGUGGCGGAGAUGUUUGUCUUCAGCUACGGAGUUGUCGUGUUUUGGAAUUUCACCGAGAAGCAAGAGAAGGAUCUUCUGGCUGAUUUGGCGUUUGCGACGUCGUCCGCAACGGGAUCACCUAUUCCACUGGCUACCAUGCCAUUGCAAGAGGAGGACUUUGAAACAGAGGAAUUCCAUUUCGAGUAUUCGACUGAAAUCAAACGUCCGCGUGUCUACAACGACAUGAUCACUCUGCGCAGUGGUGACCACAUGAUCAAGCUGGCUAUCAGUCAUGGCAUCGCUCAAAGUACCAAGCUCUGCUUCUUUGAGGAAGUUAUGGCUCGCCAGAUGGCCGAGGCCAAGGACGUUCCUCGCCGACUCGCCAUGACUGGCAAUCUCGGAAUGAAGCGAGAUGAAGUAUUCCGGAUUCUAGGAAGUCUGUUCAAGAGUCGUGUGGAAGUGAACCUCUCGUCCAAUAUGCUCGACGUCCCCAACUUCUUCUGGGAAAGCGAGCCUACUCUCUACCCACUCUACAUUGCCGUUCGCGAAUACCUCGAGAUCAAGCCCCGAAUCCAAGUCCUCAAUGAACGCUGCCGUGUCUUCCUCGAUCUGGCUGAAAUCCUCUCUGAUUCGAUCGCCGACAACAGAACCUCGCACCAAACCUGGAUCAUCAUCGUCCUCAUCAUCAUCUCCAUCCUCGUCACCACCUCCGAAGUCUUCCUCCGCUUCGGCCUCCUCUCCGCCCGCGAGAACGGCGCAUCCUCAACAAUCACUACCAUCCUCUCCCGAGCCCUCGGACAUACAUCACCCGCACCCGUAUGCUCAUGUCCAGCCCCUGCUGUUCCCGGAGUUCCAGCAGGCAUGGGAGCAUUGAAUACCACCGGCUUGCCGUAUUGAUUAUACCAUACCCUACAUACUUAAUACUCACACUUUC
Aspergillus costaricaensis CBS 115574 is the source of this 2274-nucleotide messenger RNA. Its product is annotated as RMD1 family protein. The coding region runs from base 252 to 2237 and encodes 661 amino acids. Lineage: Eukaryota; Fungi; Ascomycota; Eurotiomycetes; Eurotiales; Aspergillaceae. The record is from RefSeq and is a predicted model, not a curated record. The transcript has 4 exons.